GUUGGAAGCAUCAUAUCAACAACUACUUUUGUAUUACGGCUAGCUUAUACUAUUUAGAGAAGCUAAGUUUUCUAAGAAGAACACUCUUUGAACUUGAGGCACAGAAUAUCAAAAUGGGUAGAGCCAUGCCCAAGUGAUAUAUAUUCGCCCGCAACCAACAAGAAGUAUCUCGGUCUAUUUCAAGACACUGCUUACAGGUACAUACUAUCGACCACCAUGGCCCCUCUAAAUAUCACCGCAUUUGCAGAGGCCUGGACAGCCCUUUACGCACACUUCAAUGCCAUCGGCUAUCUUCCUUCGAAAUCCGUGGUCUAUCCCCCAUUCUCACCAGCUCUGCCACUGGUGCAUGAUUCUAUCGACCUGCAUCCAUUAAUCCUAGAACUGUUACCAAUUAUUCCACAUCCUGUAUCGUACGAGGUAUCGUGCAGUUUCGAGGUUCUUCCGAAUACUCAGGCGGUGCCGUAUACUGAGCAUACCAGCCUGCAGCUUUCCCGUGACCCGCUCAAGUAUUUUCUCGAUGGGAUUGUGGACGAGGAGUAUGUGACAAAGGAGUUGAGCGCGGAGGAGGUUCUGUUGACUACGCAAUUGCCGUAUGGCCGGUCGUUGAUUCUGAACGUUGGCACACUAAGAGAAUACUCUACAAGCGAAUAUCCUCCCGUGCAAGAGGACAAAUUAGUAGUACCCGAGGAUCCCUACGAUUACCGCAACUGGCCACAGCUACCUGCCGUCGAGACUGUGUGGUCGUAUGUUCGCAAGUUUGAGGGUCUGGAAUGGAUUGCAUUCUGCGGUGAUGUAGAGGGAGGGAUAAUUGAGAGCUUUGGUCAUGAGAGCUCAAACGAAUCCUCAUCGACGAGUAUGGCUGGCCAGACGCGUUUAGGAGGGAUGAUUGGAUUCGAGAGAGAGAUGGUAUACACAAUCGAUUGGUGAAGGAGUAUUACGCGCAAGACGAGUAUAUUCGGGAACGGAUUAUAGAAUAUGGUAUAUAUGGACCAAACGAGCGACUUAAUACAGGUGAAGCCGCGUUGCUGUA
This is a messenger RNA of Talaromyces proteolyticus, 1030 nucleotides long. RefSeq lists its product as uncharacterized. Lineage: Eukaryota; Fungi; Ascomycota; Eurotiomycetes; Eurotiales; Trichocomaceae. The record is from RefSeq and is a predicted model, not a curated record. Bases 217 to 927 code for a protein of 236 amino acids. The transcript has 3 exons.